Debaryomyces hansenii CBS767 is the source of this 1134-nucleotide messenger RNA. RefSeq lists its product as uncharacterized. Gene Ontology annotation, biological process: tRNA wobble position uridine thiolation. Gene Ontology annotation, cellular component: mitochondrion; cytosolic tRNA wobble base thiouridylase complex. Bases 1 to 1134 code for a protein of 377 amino acids. The transcript has a single exon. Gene Ontology annotation, molecular function: tRNA binding. The record is from RefSeq and is a predicted model, not a curated record. NCBI's taxonomy places the organism in Eukaryota, Fungi, Ascomycota, Pichiomycetes, Serinales, Debaryomycetaceae.
AUGCCUGAAGAGAAAGUAGCAACUAAGAAGAUUAAACUUUCAGCCUUGUGUGAACUUUGCAAUGGCCGUAAGGCAGUGAUGAAGAGACCUAAAAAUCUUCAAAAAUUAUGUAAAGAAUGCUUUUACAAUGUUUUUGAAACUGAAAUACAUAAUACUAUAGCUGAUGCUAAUUUAUUCCAACCCGGAGAUAAGGUUGCGAUAGGGGCAUCGGGAGGAAAGGACUCCACUGUGCUUGCAUCUGUUUUGAAGACGUUGAAUGAGAGAUACGACUACCGAUUAGAACUCGUUCUUUUGUCUAUUGAUGAGGGUAUUAAAGGAUACAGAGAUGACUCUUUGGCUACAGUUAAAAGGAAUCAGGCUCAAUAUAAUAUGGCUUUGGAAAUUAUAUCUUAUAAAGAUUUAUAUAAUUGGUCUAUGGAUGAAAUCGUUUCGUGUGCUGGUAUUAGGUCCUCAUGCACAUACUGUGGUGUUUUGCGAAGACAGGCCUUGGACAGAGGUGCAGCAAAGUUGGGAAUAAAUCAUGUUGUUACAGGUCAUAAUGCAGACGAUAUGGCAGAAACAGUCUUGAUGAACUUAUUGCGUGGUGAUACAGCGAGAUUAGAGAAAUCAUGUACCAUAUUAACACAGUCUACAGGCUCUCCCAUUAAGAGAUCCAAACCAUUUAAAUACUCAUAUCAAAAAGAAAUUGUGUUGUAUGCUCAUUAUAAGAAAUUAGAUUAUUUCUCAACUGAAUGCUCUUAUGCACCAGAAGCCUUUAGAGGCACAGCAAGAGAGUUGUUAAAAUCGUUAGAAGCUAUAAGGCCUUCUUGUAUUAUGGAUAUUAUUUAUAGUGGAGAGCACUUGGCAUUAGCUCCUAAAAAGAAGAGGACUCAACAAUAUAAAAACAAGAAAAAGACUCAGGUGGAUAAUGAGCAUGAGAUCAAUGCUGAUGGGUCAAUUACAAUUGGCACAAGGGAAUUUAAGGACGGUAAUAGAUGUGAAAAUUGUGGGUACUUAACAUCAAAUAAAAUUUGCAAAGCUUGCGUAUUAUUGGCAGGAUUAGAAAUGAAUAGGGCUAAAGUUAGUGUUGAUAAUAACACUGCAGUUGAUGGUGCUGCAAAGUUAACAAAGACUUUGGAACAGUUAAGUUUUUGA